UUUCUCCUUGAAUUGGCAUUUCAACAAAUGGACGGCUCAAACUCAACCAAGCUAUCGUAGAAGAACGACAUGCUACAGAAUCACCGAUGAAGGUUCUUCCAAGUCCGACCCUCCAACCUCUUCUGUGUUGCAUUUCUGCACCAAAUCCACGCUCCACCCACGUCUCUACCGGCAGAAGCGCCUCCCUCGCCACCCGAACCAAUAUAUUCUUCUCGUCGGCAGCCAAAUCCAAGCCUAUAGACCACGUCCUCAAGCUUUUCCACCUCCUUCCCGCCCGCGACACCGUCACCUGGAACACCGCCAUCUCCGCCUGCCUCCGCCACUGCCGAGUCGAUGCCGCCCUUCGCCUCUUCGUCGACAUGCUCCUUGCUUCCUCCCCUGCACCCGAUGCCAUCACAAUUCGCUUGGUUCUCAGAGCCUUCUCGGAAGCGAACGAUUCCCGGCUCUUGCCUCAGAUCCAUGCUUAUGUGCUCAAGCUCCAGGAGCAGCUCCCGCCCUCAGAACUGACCGUCCUUCACACUUGUUUGCUCAAUUCGUAUAGGAAAUUUGGAUACGUCGACCUUGCUCAUAAGGUGUUCUGCGGAAUGCCCGACCAAGAUGUCGUUACCUUCACUUCUAUGUUGACUGGCUACGUCCAGGAUGGCAGACAUGUGGAGGCGCUGAGGAUUUUCCAGGGAAUGGUUGAGAGUGGUCGAUUUAGGCUGAACGAGCAUGUGUAUUCUUGUGCAUUACGUGCUUGCGCUGGCAACUCAACCUUGUCUGACGCUCAGCAGAUCCAUGCACAUGUCCUGAAAUCAGGCAUGGCAUCUGAUGUGUUCACAGGUACUAGCUUGGUUGAUUUGUACGUAAAAUGUGAUGAGAUGGAGUGCGCAAGGAGAGCUUUCUUGGGAAUUUCUGAGCCCAGUGUCGUGUCGUGGAAUGCACUGAUGGCUGGGGAAUUGGAUGGAGAUGAAGAAAUUUUGUUAUUUGGUCACAUGAGGUCUUUAGGUGUGGUUCCAGACCACAUGACUUUCGCAAAUGUUCUUCGAGCUUGUGGAGAUGGUGUUGGCACUGAAGAAGUGCGGCAGUUGCAUGGCAUUGUCAUGAAGAUGAUGGAAGUCAAAUUGGAUACGUUUGUCAGCAUUGCCCUUUUUGAAGCUUACAUUGAUCAUGGUUGCUUCAAUGAAGCUCAAAAUGUUUUUUCUGAGAUGGUGCAAAAGGAUGAUGUGGCAUAUAACUUGGCAAUUCAAGGGUACAAUAGAAAUGGGCAUGCAACAGAGGCUGUGAGCUUAUUUCUUGAGUGUCUGAAGAUGGGGAAGGAAUUGAGAGAGGUAACUCUGUCAUCAAUCUUGAAGGAAGUAGGAUUGCAUUCAGGAAGACAGCUGCAUGCUAUGAUUUCCAAGUUUGGAUGCUCUGGUAGUGGUCAGUAUAACUUCCUACUUGGCCCUUUGAUUAGGAUGUAUUUGGACCAUCAUUUUUUGGAUGAUGCACUAUGUGUAUUUGAAAAGCUUCAUCAGCGAGACCUGGCACUGUGGACUUCACUCAUCUCAGGGUUUUCCCGGAUAGGAGAGAGUGAUGCCGCUCUGAAGCUGUAUGUCAGAAUGGUCACAGAGGAGUCAGUGGAACCUCCAAAUCACUACAUGUUUUCAGCUGUUCUCAGCUCAUGUGCACAAAUUGCAGCACUGGAAGAAGGAAAACAGAUCCAUGCCCAGGUGAUCAAGUCAGAUCACAGAGUGAAGUGCGAUACUUUUGUUGUGAGUAGCUUGUUACACAUGUAUGCAAAGAGUGGCCACAUAGAAGAAGCCAUUAGGCUAUUUGAAAAGAUGCCAAAACGAGACAUGGCCUCCUGGAAUGCCAUGAUCAGUGGCCUAGCUCAGCAUGGUUUUGCCAAAAGAGCCAUCGACACAUUCCAAGAAUUAGUGAAGCUGAAGUGACCAGAGCCUAACAUCAUGUGUGUAGCGGUUCUUUCUGCAUGCAACCAUUGUGGGUUGAGUUCAUAAAAGAACCCACAGUCGAUCAUUAUGCUUGUCUGGUAGGUAUAUUUGCCCGGGCAGGAAGGCUAAAUGCAGCAGUUGAUUUUGUAGAGAAAAUAUUCUUUGAAGACAAUGAGCAUAAUUGAUCAUCGGUGCUAGGAUCAUUCAGUUGGAUGAAUACAUGGCCAAAAGACUGUUGAAGCUGAAUCCAGUAAAAUUUGGGGCAUACAUUACCUUAGGAACAUUCUCUAACAUCAGUUGAACAUGUUAGAGAACUUUAUUGUUGGUUAACAAUAAAGUUGCAAAAGUAUGCUUUCAGAGCAGAUGGAAGGAGCUGCAUUUCAAAAUACCAUUGCUUGUUGAGUGAUGAUGUUAUUAACAUAUGUGCUUUAAACUGGCACCAUGUUUACCAGAAUUGAAGUUAAUAUUGACACAGGAGCUUCCAGAAUGUUGAAUGUGUCCCGCUAAUCUGCCGGUUCAGAAACUGUUGUGAAUUGUCAACCAUGAACACUUGCUUCGUCAAUCAGGAAUAAACUUGCUUCGAAGAAUUAUGACAUGGUCUGGAGGAGUUCAAAAAAAUUCUGGAGAAUGGUCAGAAGCUUUAUCGAAAGAAUUAUUGCAUAGAUGAUUGUAUCUAUCAUGCAUGUUACUGCAUCAAAUGAAUUUCUUGUGACUUCAAUAGUGAUUAAUAUUUACCGGUCAAUUUUGUACUGAUAUUUUUGAAAAGAUAAAUGUUAAAGAUAUAUUGGAUGA
This is a messenger RNA of Musa acuminata AAA Group (dessert banana), 2705 nucleotides long. RefSeq names its product pentatricopeptide repeat-containing protein At3g02330, mitochondrial-like. Lineage: Eukaryota; Viridiplantae; Streptophyta; Magnoliopsida; Zingiberales; Musaceae. The record is from RefSeq and is a predicted model, not a curated record. The transcript has 2 exons. Gene Ontology annotation, molecular function: protein binding. The coding region runs from base 87 to 1913 and encodes 608 amino acids.